Prorocentrum cordatum is the source of this 1629-nucleotide messenger RNA. The record is from the annotation of a GenBank genome assembly. NCBI's taxonomy places the organism in Eukaryota, Dinophyceae, Prorocentrales, Prorocentraceae.
GAUCACGGGCGUUAUCGCGAAGAAUGCAAGAACGAAUUGUGCUUGCCGCCCCCUCUGUUCGGAGGGGCAAGAAGUCAUGGCAAUGAUGCUUCCCAUGCUUCCAGGAUCUCCCGGGUUUCCUCGCGUUCCCUGCGGGCUGCAGGUCGGGGGCCGCCGGAUGCUCGGCCUAUCGCAUCAUGACAUCGCUCGCGUCUUGCUUCUAUCUCUCCAAGCCGUUCGUGUGGCCGGCGCGCGUUCCCUUUCGUGCCUCGCAGCUUCGAUUUCCGCCUGGUGCAUGUUGCAUCCCGUGCGGCCGUGCCUACAACCAGGUCGGUGCACAGGCGACGCCGUGCGGUGGCAGGUGCCAAGAGUUUGCUCGCUGACCAGUUUGGGCUUCGGGUGCGCACUGCAGAAUUACGGUGGGGAUCGGCCCGCAGGGCCCAGGCCACGCCAGUGGGGAUAGGGACACGAUCGCCAUCGCGCUCCGCGCGCCUGCCCGAUGGGCACCUCUGCAGACCGACGCUGUCCUCGCGUCGCCGGCGUCGUCUUCGUCGCCGUCGCCGUCGUCGUCGUCGUCGCCGUCGUCGCCGUCGCCGUCGCCGUCGCCGUCGCCGUCGUCGUCGUCGUCGUCGCUGCCGCCGAAGCGAUGCUCACGGCGAUGCGCCUCGGCCGCAUGCCCUUUUCCGUGGCCGACCAGCGCAGACCGCCGCGAGCGCGCGCCUCCCGCUCGGCUCGACUGGAUCCAGGUGGACCGACGAUUGCCCUGGCGUGGCUCGCCGCGGGGCAAUACCCUGCAUGCCGUAGAAUUCAAGCUGCGCUCCAGCGCGCUGUAGAGGCCUGCGCUUUUGGCGGGGCGCCCCCUCCCGGCCCCUUGCGAGGGAGGUGGCGAAGACAGAGUCUGGACAGAAGCGAGCGCGCGUUUUGAAAGGCAAACAGAAGCUGCCCCAUGUGAUCGUCUUCUUAUUCUCGAAGGAACAAUGCCAUGAACAUAAACUUUUGGUGCUCCGCGCGGAUUUCCUGGAUCCGCGCUGGGCCCCCCUAGCGGCGCUGGAGGCGCCGCUCGGCGCGGGCCUUCGCACCCCACCCCCUCCCCCCCCAUUGAGGCUGGUUGGAUUUUCCCCCCCUGUCCUUCCUCAGCAUGGCGAAGGCGGCGACGCUAGCUCGAUGCCAGCAGCCUAAGCAGUCGCAGAGCUUGGCCAAGACGAUCAUGUCUCCCCUGCCCGGGCGGUAGCUCAGAUUGCCUUGUGAUAGACAAGACUUGCACUAGCUGACUCGCAUAUGUUUACGCAGCUUAGGUAGGCAAAGCCUGGUUUUGCGCAGGGCGGCGUGACGAUCUGCAGCCUAGUCUAGCCUAACCUAGCCUAGCCUAGCCUAGCCUAUCUCAGCUCAGUUUGCUGUCCUUCGUUAUUGCUACACCUCGGGUCUAAGCACAACUAUGUGUGUUGAGUGCACGUUGGCCAGAUUCAUUUUCAAGUAGCGAUCUGCCAUACAGGUGCCAUCGCACGGGGAAGCAUGGUGCUACUCGAGCACUGCGGGCCUGGCAGACGCUUCUGGCGAAUGGCCGAUGAUGGAGGUUCUCCCUUCCUCUCCCCUUCCCCGUCCUUCCCCCCUCCCCCCGUCCCCUCCCGUUCCCCGUUAAUCCACACUGAG